CUAGUUCGAUAGGCAAAUGCAGCAAUUGCCACAAGACUUGUAUUUAUACUUAACUAAAGGCGUAACUUAUAAUAUGUAUAGGUUAGGUACCUACGUAUACACGUGUUUGUGUCUUUGUAUAUGUUAUCACUUAAUAAUUGGUGUAUUCUUACUAAUUGGCUUUUGAUGUGAACAUGCAAGCUUUAUAAAAUAGUUACUAAAGCCAAUUUCUUCAACAACAAACUUGAUCUGAAAGAAAUGGUACCAAUGAGGCUGAGUAUUACGUGUCAGACCUCAAACUGGUAGUUGUUGAUCCUGAAAGCCCCCCAGCCCCCUUAGUCGCGUUAUAUCAGCUUUUAUUGGAGAUGGGAUGUUCAGCGGGGUUUGCUUAGUACAUAGAAGGAUUGCUGCCUUAGGUUAGGUACCUAGUUACAGGGGCCGCGUCGUUAUUACGGCGAGAAACACUGGAUGUUGUUUAGGUGCUGUAUCUUGCCGAAAUAUAUAAUCAUUUCUUGUAUGGUGAUUGUAAACCUGUAACAAUAUUUUAGGUACAUUCAAAGAUUAUAUUCGCACUAUCAUCCAAUAUGAUGGAGACGUCCGAAGAGCUCUUUGUUUCUUUGCCGAAAGGCUGUAAGAUCUGUUAUCGGACAUUUGGCAACCCGUCAGACCCGGCCAUACUCAUUAUUUCGGGACAUGGAAUGUCUAUGACGCAGACGCCUGAUACCUUCGUCCGAUUGCUUAAUCCACCAGACCAUCCUCACUUCAUCGUCCAAUUCGAUUAUCGGGAUACUGGCCGUUCGACGUCUUUCCCCGAGCCGCCUUACGGAGAGCGCGUCUACACGUUCGAUGAUAUGGUAGACGAUAUCAUCGGCCUUAUAACCCAUCUAAAGCUUGAGCGUGUACACGUAAUAGGUACUAGCAUGGGCGGACCAAUUUCCUGGCUAACAGCUGGCCGGCUACCCGACAUCGUUGAGAGUCUGGCUCUCAUCUUCACGAGCCCAGUAGGGCGCAUAUCGGAUGAGGCAGACAACUUGUCGUUGCUGCUGAUGGAGGGACACUAUAUACUCACAGACGCGUUUGACCCACCCACGGAUAGGGAUGAUCACGAGGGCUGGAUAAAAACAUAUACGGCCAUGUAUCUUGCCAUGGCGACGAAACCGCCUACCGAAGAAGAGAGGGCUGACGCGAGACGCAUGUCCGAGAUUACGUACUAUCGCGAGCGGGAGAGCGGGACGAUGUGGAGUAAGACGAAUCAUUCGGAUGCGGCGGGCGUGAGAUGGCCUAGGGAGGCGCUUAAGCUUGUUAAAUGCCCGACUGUCGUUAUCCACGCGGCUAAGGAUCAGCUGUUCUCGGUGGACCAUGCGAAGGCUCUGAGGGAUGGCGUGGAGGGAGCAACGUUGGUGAUUAUUGACGACUGUGGGCACGAAUUACCACACCGGGCUCUAAAGCCCGUGACGGAGGCGAUCCUUGCCAACGCGAAGAAGGGAGAACAGAUCAAGACGGCCGGGAAGUAAUAUGAACUAUAUAGCAUUUACUGUAGCUUUGAGGUCACCGACUGUUAAGUUUGCCGUUAUUUGUGGGUUUCCCGGGAAAGAUACAAUAUUGAAUAAGUACCUAAGGUAGUGGUGGAUUAGGAAAGAUAGGGUACCUAAAAGGGGGGGGAACAGACGAGUCAAAAUGAGAGAUAGGCUAUCUAGGGCUACAAGCACUUCAGCGAGUCUAUAUGAAUAAAACGAUAUAAUAAUA
This is a messenger RNA of Daldinia decipiens, 1725 nucleotides long. RefSeq names its product alpha/beta-hydrolase. The record is from RefSeq and is a predicted model, not a curated record. The transcript has 2 exons. Gene Ontology annotation, biological process: glycerolipid catabolic process. Gene Ontology annotation, molecular function: triacylglycerol lipase activity. NCBI's taxonomy places the organism in Eukaryota, Fungi, Ascomycota, Sordariomycetes, Xylariales, Hypoxylaceae. Bases 564 to 1493 code for a protein of 309 amino acids.